AUGCCCAUGUUCUGUCUUGUUGUCACUUUUCAGGCCAGUCGUCUGGAAAAAGCCGACAUUCUCGACAUGGCCGUCAAUUAUGUUCGCAACAUCUCGACGACGUCCCAGCCAGGUUGGUCUGCAAGUCUUUCUUUGUGCAAACUUUCCGCUUUCUUUCUACUCCUCUUUUUUGUUUUGACACGUUUCACCGAUUGCAUCAUGUUUUCACUGCCACUUCGGAGAAGCCAUGCGAAGAAAAGUUGGCUUUCGAGGAAUCUUUUGCUUACUUCCACUUCGAGUGAAAGUGUGCGGUGA
Messenger RNA from Protopolystoma xenopodis, 294 nucleotides. NCBI's taxonomy places the organism in Eukaryota, Metazoa, Platyhelminthes, Monogenea, Polystomatidea, Polystomatidae. The record is from the annotation of a GenBank genome assembly.